AUGGCGAUUCCGGUGAUUGAUUUCUCGAAGCUCAGCGGCGAGGAAAGGGCCAAGACAAUGGCGCAGAUUGCCAAUGGCUGUGAAGAAUGGGGAUUCUUCCAGUUGGUGAACCAUGGAAUACCAGAGGAGCUGCUUGAGAGAGUGAAGAGAGUUUCCACUGAGUUCUACAAGUUGGAGAGAGAAGAGAACUUCAACGAGUCAACCCCUGUGAAGCUGUUGAAUGACAGUGAUGGUGAAAAAGUAGAGAACGUGGACUGGGAGGAUGUUAUCACUCUCCUUGAUGACAAUGAAUGGCCUUCCAACACUCCCGGUUUCAAGGAAACAAUGGCGGAGUAUCGGGCAAAACUGAAGAAGCUUGCCGAGAAGGUCAUGGAAGUCAUGGACGAGAAUUUGGGCUUGCCAAAGGGCUAUAUCAAAAGCGCCUUCAACGGUGGCAAUGACGACAGCGGCGACAGCAACAACAACAAGGCCUUCUUCGGGACUAAAGUGAGCCACUACCCGCCCUGCUCGCAACCUGAGCGGAUCAACGGCCUCCGAGCCCACACCGAUGCGGGCGGCGUGAUCCUACUCUUCCAGGAUGACGUCAUUGGGGGCCUCCAGAUACUCAAGGGAGGUGAGUGGAUCAAUGUGCAGCCACUCCCCAAUGCCAUCGUCAUCAACACGGGGGACCAGAUCGAGGUCCUGAGUAACGGCAAGUACAAGAGCAUCUGGCACCGCGUCCUCGCCAUCCCAGAUGGCAACCGGCGCUCCAUCGCCUCAUUCUACAACCCGUCCCUUGCUGCCACCAUUGCCCCUGCGCCGCAGCUGGUGGAGCAAGCUCGUGCUUACCCCAAGUUUGUGUUUGGGGAUUACAUGUCGGUCUAUGCUGAGCAGAAGUUCCUCCCCAAAGAGCCUAGGUUCCAAGCUGUGAAAGCCAUGUAA
Molecule: messenger RNA, 921 nt
Organism: Syzygium oleosum
Lineage: Eukaryota; Viridiplantae; Streptophyta; Magnoliopsida; Myrtales; Myrtaceae
Product: 1-aminocyclopropane-1-carboxylate oxidase 5-like
Exons: 3
Coding region: 1-921 (306 amino acids)
Source: RefSeq, a predicted model, not a curated record